Molecule: messenger RNA, 2136 nt
Organism: Pseudomyrmex gracilis
Lineage: Eukaryota; Metazoa; Arthropoda; Insecta; Hymenoptera; Formicidae
Gene: ZnT49B
Product: zinc transporter 9
Exons: 11
Coding region: 254-2056 (600 amino acids)
Biological process (GO): zinc ion transport; transmembrane transport
Cellular component (GO): membrane
Molecular function (GO): monoatomic cation transmembrane transporter activity
Source: RefSeq, a predicted model, not a curated record
AAUCAAUGCUGCGUUCAGAAACACUCUAUACCAUACACUUGUGUACAAGUUUUUUUUGUCGCUUGUUAGAUAUAAGACAAUGAAGAAUAAACUUCUGGUUUAGAACAGUAUUUGUUUGUGAUUGAGCUGUAGUAUAUUAUCAAACAAUAAUUUCAGCUGUCCAACAAUGUGUUUAAGUUAGUUAUAAGUCUAAUAAAAAGGUUAAGUAAUGUCUAUUUUCACAGUGUUGAAAUUUCUGUAGAAAGAAAAAGCAAUGUUGCAACGAUCCCAUUACUUUCCAAGUUUUAUUCAAAAUAUAUGUCGAUAUCAUAAGUAUCAAUUGUGUAUAUUUCAUGGAUUAAGUAUAAAAAAUGCUAGUAUUAUAAUAAUGCCCAAAUAUGGUAUACCGUACAAAGUGCAUACACUUUCCACUUAUACGUAUAUAUGUAGUAAUAAAAGGAUAGAUAGAUAUGAAGAUUGUAGAUGGACCUAUUUAAAAAGAUUUUUGUCUGAUGAUACAAAGACUGACAAAAAAUCAACAGAUGUUCAGCAGAGAAUAAUAGAACUAAAGGAAGAAAAAUUAGGCCAAUUGAAAGAAAGAAUAUUAGAUAUAGAAAUUAAAUCUAAUGAAAAAGAAAAGGACAAAGUGACAAACAUUGCUGAAAAGCAGUUUGUAGAGUUUGCAAAAAAUGAUGCUGUGUCUAAGAAAGUAAAGAAGAAAAUCAGAGUUGAUAAAUCAACAUCCUCUUUGGAACGUAAUUUUAUUACUCCCGUAAGAGCUAUGUCAGACUUUUUAUUAAAGCCUUCUGAUUUGGAAUCUUUACCAAAAACAAAAAGACGCUCUCCCUAUGAAUAUGAACCACCUAUAACAGUUUACUGGAGAAAAGAUGUCGAAGCUAAAGCAUUGGAAGUAUGGGGAUCUCGAGAGAUCUUAUUGAAGGAACUUUUAAAAAAAGAAGUUGAGAGAAAAAUUUAUCAGCAAAAUGUUUUUACCGUAAAGCGGAGAUUAAGAGAUUAUAGGCGAGAAAUUGGCAACAAGGCAGAGAUAACUCAGAAGGAAGGUCUUUUUGGAAGAUCUGGAAAAGUAGUAUUAACUGCAAUAGUGAUAAAUGCUAGUAAUUUCUUGUGCAAAUUAAUUGCUUGGAUAUAUACUGGCUCGCAUAGUAUAUUUUCUGAAUGUAUACACUCGGCAGCAGAUACGUUUAAUCAACUAAUUUUAGCAUAUGGUAUUCAUAAAUCCGUGCAGAAUCCAGAUCCCGAUCAUCCGUACGGUUACACGAAUAUGAAGUACGUUUCUUCAUUAAUAUCGGGAGUGGGAAUUUUUUGUGUCGGUACGGGUCUUUCGGUCUAUCAUGGAAUUCAUGGUAUUCUUUUUCCCGCGCCGUUAGAUUCUUUCUUUUGGGCAUAUUUUGUUCUGGGUGGAUCUUUAUUGUCAGAAGGAGCAACUUUAAUGAUUGCAUUGCAAUCUACGUUGAAGGGCGCGGAAGAAAAAAAAGAAAGCUUCAAAAAGUUUGUAUUGGAAGGACAAGAUCCGUCUGUAAAUGUUGUGCUUAUGGAGGAUUUCGCAGCUGUACUUGGAGUUAUUGUUGCAGCUGGAUGUAUGGGAUUGACAUCGUAUCUAGAAAAUCCGAUGUUUGAUGCUAUUGGCUCGCUUUUGGUUGGCGGUCUGUUGGGUGGAGUAGCGUCUUUUAUAAUUUAUUCGAAUGUUGCCGCGCUCGUAGGAAGAAGUAUAUCGCAAGAGAAUCUCGAUAAAAUUAACGCUGAAUUAGAAGCAGAUAUAAUGGUUCGUGCAAUUCAUGAUGUGAAAGGUAUUGACAUGGGUAAUAAUUUAGUAAGAUACAAAGCUGAAUUAGAUUUUGAUGGACGAGAACUAACAAGAUCUUAUUUAGAUAAACAUGAUCUUAUUGCAAUGCUAGAGGAAGUAAAAAAAAUGCAAAAUAUUGAUGAACUAGAAGCGUUCUUAUUGAAACACGGCGAAAAUAUUGUAGAUAUGCUUGGUGGAGAAAUUGAUAGAAUAGAAUUAAAACUAAAGAAAAAUCAUCCAGAAAUACGACAUUGUGAUCUAGAAAUUCUUUGAAAACGAUAAAUUAAUAUUAUUCUUAUCAUAAUUUAAGUUGCAGUUUUUACAAAACUAAGUAUAAAUUAUUUUAAUAUAAA